Messenger RNA from Salarias fasciatus (jewelled blenny), 2725 nucleotides. Its product is annotated as pleckstrin homology domain-containing family S member 1. The transcript has 17 exons. NCBI's taxonomy places the organism in Eukaryota, Metazoa, Chordata, Actinopteri, Blenniiformes, Blenniidae. The coding region runs from base 78 to 1394 and encodes 438 amino acids. The record is from RefSeq and is a predicted model, not a curated record.
AGCCAGCUUCCUCCAGCGCUCGCCAUAAGAGUCCAAGGAAGCGCAGUGAACGGGUGCUCCACAGGCGUGGUGUCACGAUGUCGAGGAAUCAGAAGAACACAGGCUCGACCUCCACGUUUUACAAGCCUGUCAAAGCUGCCAGAGAAAUCCGGACAGGAUAUCUCUACAAGUCUCCACCGAAGCGGUUCAUGACAGAGAGAUCAUGGAAGAAACGGUAUUUCGUGCUGUUCAAAAUCAACGAGCAGGAGCACCACCUCAAAUACUUCAAGGGCCCAGAAGACAUGGACAAGCCGCUCGGAGAGAUCGACCUGACGCAGAUCUCACUCUUGUACGCAAGUCCUGAGAAUCACCCCAAAUGGCUGUGGAUCCAGAGGAGCUUCAAGUGCUCCCCGUCCUGCGUUCUCUACAUCAGGUCCGGAGAGCGGGACUACUUUCUCGUCGGGGAGGACAGGGAGGCAGUGGACAGCUGGUUUUCUGACCUGUUUGAUGCCCUGAAAAACCGGCCUCAUAGAUUUCACACUUCAGAGGAGAUAUCGAACGGACGAACAAUUGUGGACAUCUCCAAGCCUCUCGGCAGAAGCACUUCUGCUUGUACGGCAGAAAAGUCGCCAAAAAUGCGAUCCAUGUCGGAUCCAUCCUCAAACACUAUGGAAAGCAUCUACGAAAAAGCGAAGGAUGAAGAUUCCUCCAGAAGACGUUCGUCGGAGCCCGUUCAGCCGCACUACGUCUACCCCAGACCGUUCAACAGGCAGAUUCCUGUACAAACUAAUGGCCUGGAAACCAGCACAGAAUCUAUGUAUGAAACCAUGCAGGAGAUUAAAACCAACCAUCCGAAUGGGGAACUGGACCGUGAGGUGGAGGAGGCCAACUCGGGCAACCUGAUGAAGACCGUCACUGACGUCUUUGAUCGCAUGAGAAAGCAGAUUUCUCCGCUGCCUUCGUGCAUCGAAGAGCGAGCCAAUGACGACAGGAACGACAAGCGUCAGUCGUCCGAGUUCAGCAGCAGCUCCAGCGACAACGGCGCCAUCUCGCCGGUGGAGAUUCUAGACAGACGGAGCAUAUACAGAUUAAGCUCGACCGAGAGCAUUGAGCCUGUUCCCCCGAAAGAGAAGGACAUCGAGGUGAAGCAGGCAGACUUAAAGAAACACCUGACACUAACAGAAGUAGACGGGAAACCAAGUGUGAGUGGGUGGACGGGACAGCCGCAGACGGCGUGCCUCUUCCACAAAGGCGAUCAGAUCCUGGCGAUAAACGACCUGCACACCGGCAACCUGGAGGACGUCAACAUGUACCUGAGCAAGUCGCUCAAGAACGAGGUGAAGGUCACCAUCCUGCGCCUGCCUGGAUGCCAGCCGCUGCAUCUGGCCACCUGUUUCUGCAGUGACGCUUUUUAAACUGCUCAUUCAAGACGAUCGACGUACUUUAAGGGACUCUUUGAAAGGGUUUUUUUUGUUAAAUGUUAACCCUGUAUGUGAUGCUCGAGGCAGCUGACAGUAUUUUUCCCCAAGACUGUGGUCACUUUUUGAUUUGCUGUUACUUUUACUCAAAUUCAGAGUGGUGAUUAAAAAACAAAGUUACAACAAUGAUCUCAUAUCUUAUGCAACAAUAGAUUGUUGCAGACUGCUGUUGAUUAAUGUUCUUUGUACACAAGCUGCUUCUUCUCAGUGCUGCCAACAAGGCGGACAAAUAUUUUAUUGGGACAUAUUCACUCAUGGCAGCCGCACGGUGCCCUGAGCCAAGAUACACGUGCACGCAACAUGUAAUUAAAUUAUACAAGACGUGAUGUAAGAAAAUUGUGUAAAUGUACAGAAGGUAAUUCUUUAUUACUUUGCUCAGUUGUUUUGAAUACUUUAUCUUGAAGGGAAUCGUACUGAAGACUUUUUUUUGACACUUUAGAUGAGCACAGUCUACUUCAAAGCCUGUACAUAAUCGCCAUGUUUUGUGUCUUAUAGACUUUAAUUCAGGAUAAACAGAAUUGAAAGAAUGACAAAAGAAGAUGAUAGAUAAGAGAGUGCGCCAGUCACUUCCCUGAAUAACCUUUGUUUGAUCGGUUUGAACUGAGGUGCAUCGAACCACUAAAUUCCACCGACCAGCAGAGAUGAUUCAUUUCCAGUUUGUUCGGUGUGUGUGUGUCAUCUCGGAUGACAUUUCUGAAGAAGCCAGGCCCUCGAACGACUGCAGGAGAGCACCAAUAGGACGGUAAUCCCGGGAUCUUUUUUAGCUUUUGGUUGCACACAAAAGGGGAAGAUGACGCGCGAGAAUGUUUCCAAAUUCCCCUUUUUUUACUUUCUUUUUUCAAUGAAAGCUCUCUUGACGUGGAUGAAAAUGAAAAGACGUGAAAGUAUUUUCUAUGUUGUCCGCAAAUCAAAGUAUUUCCUGCUCAGUCGUGACGUACAGUGAUUUUAACUGAUUAACGUGUUUGAAUCUGUAACGCCUCUCUGCAUGUAAAGACUAUGCUUGUUUUUUAUGAUAAUUACAACCUCUGCACACCUGGAUCCACCUGAGAUUCUUAUGGAGCAUUUUAAUGGAUCUAUUAAACCUAUUCAGGACUUGUAUAUUUAAAAACGUUCAACUGUGAUGUUCAAGCCGUGCUGUAUUAUUAACAUAGUCUGACAUGAAUCAACCCCUUUGUACCUUGUGUAGUAAACACAGCUUGUUUCGGUGUUUCGGGACAAUCGAUCUGACUAAUAGCUGUACAGAGAUUAAUAAAUGUGACUCAAUGGUC